UAGUUAUUUAUCACCACUGUUUGCCUGAAGAAUUUAGAUGUACAGUCAGAUUCUAACUGUGAAUAUCGAUGAUGACGCGUUCAUCAUUCAAAAUUUGAAGUGGGAUUCGUGGGAACCCAACGUCUAUGGUUCUUCAAUUUAACUAUUUAACCCCAAACCCAUCUCUCCCUCACACACUCACGCACACACAGAAAAGCACAAAAAGAGAGAGAAAGAAACGAAAAUGUUGGUGGCGAAGCAAUCAUACGAGGAAAGCCUUGGCAACAGAGUGGAAGUGAAUAAGAAGAGACUGGAAGCCCUCAAUCUCCCUAUGCUUUCUCAAGCUCUCAAAUCUUCCUCUUCUCCCAAACCCUCUUCUACGAAGCAGGCCAAAACCCGUGUGGUGCAGAAGCAGUUGGUCGUGGUCAGGAGGUCCACUCACUUUGCCAACAAGCGGGUUGCUGUGGACCGCGUGGCAAUACCCAGAAGGAUUUUUGGUAGGCAAAGGGAGUUGUCCAACCGGGUGUAUGCCUCGCCCGAAGCCCAAGCAGAAGCUCAAGAGAAAGCGGAAAAAUUAGAAAUGGGUCUAGAACCUGUUUAUCCAACAUUUACAAAGUCAAUGCUGCGACCCCAUGUCACUGGUGGAUUCUGGCUGGGUCUUCCAAUCCAAUUCUGCUUUCGGAACCUUCCAAAGUGUAAUGCUGUUAUGACUUUGAUAGAUGUGGAUGGUGAUGAGUAUCCAACAAUAUACUUGGUUCAUAAAAUAGGACUGACUGGUGGAUGGAAAGGGUUCACUGUUGCUCAUCAUUUGGUAGUUGGGGAUGCAGUAGUAUUUCAAUUAAUCCGGCCAACAACAUUUAAGGUGUACAUCAUCAGGGUGAAAGGUUCUGAAGAGGGUAAUUAGCUUUAAGUCUUACUUGCUUGGAUGAUGGAGCCAAUUGAAUUAAUACAGGUGAAAGGGCCUUGACAAGUUUUGUUUUCCAUUUUAUCAUGAGUUUUUUGUGGUCCUCCAUACUCAUGUUGUCUAUAGAAACACUACAUGUAACUUGCUCCACUAAAGCUGUUUAGUUUUAGCUCUAAUCAUGGUAGUUUUUCUAAUGUUUAUUCUCAUAUGGAUUUGUAGGAGACAAUGAGCUAUCUAAUGGUCAAUUGAUGAACUAGUCUUUUGUUUUAUUCCUC
Messenger RNA from Quercus lobata, 1158 nucleotides. RefSeq names its product B3 domain-containing protein At5g42700-like. Gene Ontology annotation, molecular function: DNA binding. The record is from RefSeq and is a predicted model, not a curated record. Lineage: Eukaryota; Viridiplantae; Streptophyta; Magnoliopsida; Fagales; Fagaceae. Bases 224 to 883 code for a protein of 219 amino acids. The transcript has 7 exons.